This is a messenger RNA of Marasmius oreades (fairy-ring Marasmius), 306 nucleotides long. RefSeq lists its product as uncharacterized. The record is from RefSeq and is a predicted model, not a curated record. The transcript is spliced from 3 exons. The coding region runs from base 1 to 306 and encodes 101 amino acids. Lineage: Eukaryota; Fungi; Basidiomycota; Agaricomycetes; Agaricales; Marasmiaceae.
AUGUGGUCUCACCCCAAAGCAAUCUUCCUCCUUGUCAAAGCCACUCCCCUCCAAGGUCAAUUAUUCAAAAUGUCCAACACCAACUCCAAGCCGACUUUCAACGCCGUCAUGCUGCCUCCCACUGCUCUCCUCAAGAUAGAGGCUGAGGGAGUCACUUGGGUCAAAGCUCAAUUCGCCCAGCUCAAAGCCCCACUUCCCGGAAAAGGUGCCGAAACUGCAUUGACAAUGGUCACGAAUAACAAGAACCACCUUACUAGCGUCAUGACUCCCAAAUUCACCUUGAACGGAUAUGCCAGCCCCCGAUGA